AUGGAUCCCAAGUUCAAGGGAGAGUGGAGUGCCUCUGAGACCAAGAUGAUGAAAUCUCUCAUUGCAAGGGACAACGCCAACAACAAUGGUGCUAGUGAUAUGAACAAGAAGCACAAUCAAAUUGUGGAUGAGCUCCAGGCAAUGUUCCCUAGCAAGGAGAAGCAUCAGGCAACCAACUUGUACGUUGAUGUCUUUUUUUUGCGAAUCAACUUGUACGUUGAUGUCAUGGUAGAGAUGAUGCAAACAUUACAGAGUGGCAACCAACAUGUGGAAGCAAGUAGCAACCUCAUUAAUCAACCCUUUGGGGUGUUUGUGGGGGAUCCAUCCAUGGGCAACAAGGAAGCAUUUAAUUGUUAUCAACAAGUGGAGAUGUUCGGCGUGAAGAAUGUGAAGGAUACUCCACGGAGGAAGCCCACUCCUCGGAAGGAGAGCCAACACACUGGGAGGUUUUGGACCACAGACGAGCAUAGGCAAUUCCUCCGUGGUCUACAUGUGUACGGUCGUGGAAAUUGGAAGAACAUCUCCAUGCACUUUGUUACCACCAAGACCCCGGUGCAAGUUUCUAGCCAUGCUCAAAAAUACUUCCUCAGGAAAGAAAAUGGCACCAAGAAGCAACGUCAUAGCAUCAAUGACGUUGGACUUUAUGAUUUUGAGCCCUUGUCGCAGACAAAUGCUUCUACCUGGGAGGGGCCCACCUUUGGUGGAGGUGUCUACAAAACAAAUCACUAUAGCUUUGGUGGACAUACUACUUCCAUGAACAAUGCCCAGGCUUGGUCACCAUUCCUAUACCACACUGACCAUGGAAGUAGCAGCAAUAGCCAGAUGGUCACCUUGGUUAUUGGCCAGCAACAAGAGCAGAUGGGAGCUAGUAAUUCUUUAGUGGCUCCGACAAUGGAGGCGGAUGAGGGCCACUUGGACUGGACUAGUGAUAAGAUGGGAGAUCUUGAUACUCGUGGAUGA
Messenger RNA from Miscanthus lutarioriparius, 960 nucleotides. The record is from the annotation of a GenBank genome assembly. Lineage: Eukaryota; Viridiplantae; Streptophyta; Magnoliopsida; Poales; Poaceae.